AUGGGGAUAAUCAAUGGUCUAAGCUUGCCACGGAGGGUUGGGCGCUUGGUGCUCUUCAGCGGCUUCCUGUUGGCCGCAUUGGCUGUCUACUACCUGACAUCGUCCAGCAUACCGCAGCCUGUCUUCGUACCGAGUUCUUUCAACUGGUCGACGGUGCAGCAACAUCAUGGCAUCAAGGACAUCAAGCCACUGCCCACGGGCAAGCCAGCAGCGCUCCCUCAAGUCCAGGCGGAAGCUGGAGCCUUUGGCCAUUCUGCGGUCAACGAGAAGCGCCGCAAUGCUGUGCGGAGGGCCUUUAAGCGCAGCUAUGAUGCCUAUAAAUUGCUCGCCUGGAUGAGAGACGAGCUCACGCCCGUGUCUGGAUCCGCGAAGGACCCGUUUGGCGGUUGGGCGGCGACGCUGGUCGAUUCCUUGGAUACGCUGUGGAUCAUGGGCUUCAAGGACGAGUUCGCCGAAGCUGCGGGUGCCGUGGGCGCGCUGGAUUGGUCUGUGACGGAUUCGACGGCGGCCAACAUGUUUGAAACGACGAUCCGCCAUCUGGGAGGCUUGCUGAGCGCCUACGACCUGAGCGGCGAGCGAGUGCUGCUGCGCAAGGCGGUUGAGCUGGGCGAGAUGCUGUACAUGGGCUUCGACACGCCCAACAGGAUGCCUGGCUUCUGGCUCGACUUUGAAAAGGCCAAGUCGGGCAAGUUGGUCGCCGGCACCAACGAUCCGUCGGCGUCGCCGUGCUCGCUGAGCAUGGAGUUUACGAGGCUGUCGCAGCUGACGGGCGAUAGCAAGUAUUACGAUGCGACAGACCGCGUGACUCGCUUUCUGGAGAAGAUUCAGAACGACACGCUGCUGCCGGGCAUGUGGCCGACGACGCUCAACUUCAAAGCUGAGACGGCUGUCGACAGCAGCUUUACGCUCGGUGCAUUGGCCGAUUCGCUCUACGAGUAUUUGCCCAAGAUGCACGCGCUGCUUGGGGGCGUGGACGGCGUCUACGAGAAGCUGUAUCGCCCGGCCAUGGACGCGGCGGUGAACAAUCUCCUGUUUAGACCUAUGCUGCCGGAUCAAGACGACAUCUUGUUCAGCGGCGAGUUCAGUGCUGGCAGCGGGCUUCAGGCUGACAGCCAGCACCUUACGUGCUUCGUCGGAGGCAUGUUUGCGCUUGGCGGGAAGCUCUUCGACAUUGAUGGUCACGUCGACAUCGGAGAGCGUCUGGCUCGCGGGUGCGGUUGGGCGUACGGCCGCUUCCCCACGGGCAUCAUGCCCGAGAUCUUCGGCAUGCUGCCGUGCAAGACACUGGACAAGUGUGAAUGGGACGAGGCGCGCUGGGCGAAAGAGGGAAGCAAGAUGAUGCCCAAGGGGUUCAAGCAUGCGCGGGACACACGAUACAUUUUACGGCCGGAGGCGAUUGAGAGCCUGUUUGUGCUGUAUCGCAUCACGGGCAAGGCGGACCUGCAAGACACUGCGUGGAACAUGUUUGAGGCCAUCAUGAAGGCGACGGAGACGGAGCUGGCGAACUCUGCGAUAGAGGACGUGACUGUUAUUCCGACCAAGAAGCUUGAUUCCAUGGAGAGUUUUUGGAUGGCUGAAACACUCAAGUAUUUUUACCUCAUUUUUUCGCCUCCCGACGUUAUCAGCUUGGAUGAAUAUGUAUUCAAUACCGAAGCACACCCGCUGAAGAGGCCGAGGGUAGGGUUGCGAUGA
This is a messenger RNA of Trichoderma breve, 1692 nucleotides long. Its product is annotated as glycosyl hydrolase family 47 domain-containing protein. Gene Ontology annotation, molecular function: mannosyl-oligosaccharide 1,2-alpha-mannosidase activity; calcium ion binding. The record is from RefSeq and is a predicted model, not a curated record. Gene Ontology annotation, cellular component: Golgi membrane; endoplasmic reticulum. Gene Ontology annotation, biological process: N-glycan processing; carbohydrate metabolic process. The transcript is spliced from 2 exons. Bases 1 to 1692 code for a protein of 563 amino acids. Lineage: Eukaryota; Fungi; Ascomycota; Sordariomycetes; Hypocreales; Hypocreaceae.